AUGAAUUAUUUAGGAACAAUGUCGAUACUAGACAGAGGGGAUGCCCCUGCCCAGGCUGUAAUAGAUAGAAACUCCAGGGCACUAGCCCAGAGAGUUGCUAAUGAAACCAAGGAAGAAUUGGAGAAAGUGAUGCAUAGAGUUGAAAAUAUAUGUGAGAAUUUUGAAAUGACCAAUGAAUAUUAUGCAGAUUUCGGAUCCAAUAUGGAAUUUGUCAGUGACAUUGCUGAACUGGCAGAACUACUCCAAGAUCAAGUAAAGAAGAAAAAGUAUCAAGCUCAAGUGACAGUAUUUAUUGUUGGUUUCCAAGAAGUUUCUACACAAAAACUCAAACUGUUACAGCAGGUCAAUGAGUUUUUCUUGGAUAGUAUAAGAAAUUUUGAAGAUGAUGUACCCAAUACACCAGACGUAGACUUAGAAGAUGUUACCCACAAAAUAGAUGAAUCCUUAGAUGUAGCUCGUGGACUAGCUACUCGUCUUGGUGAUAUUAAUCAAGAUAUUAUAGAGUAUCUUCUUAAUUAUGCUGAAAAUAAGGCUAAAAAUAAGGGAAGAAAGAAGCUUGAGAAGGCAUUACAAGCUGCUAAAGAUGAUCUUAGUAGUCUGAGUGAAAAGUUAUUAGGUGUACAAUCAGAUCUAGAAGAAAAAGAUGAGAAAAUGCAACAACUUUAUAAACAAUUAGAAAUUAAAACACUAGAGAAUCAAAAAUACAGAUCUGCUGCAGAAGUAGCUAAGAAAAAUCUGCUAGAUGCUGAGAAAUUAAAAGAUGAUAUUGUAAUGAGAGAUGAGAAGUUAAGAGAUAUGAGACAAGUUAUUAGUAGACUGGAGAUUGAUUUAACUCAAGCUAGACAUAGUCAUGAACAAUCUCAAAACAGGUUGGAUAAUGCUAGUCUGGAAAGUCAAUUUCUAAAACAAACAUUUUGGUUUCAAUAG
This is a messenger RNA of Lottia gigantea (owl limpet), 927 nucleotides long. RefSeq lists its product as hypothetical. The record is from RefSeq and is a predicted model, not a curated record. The transcript is spliced from 9 exons. The coding region runs from base 1 to 927 and encodes 308 amino acids. Lineage: Eukaryota; Metazoa; Mollusca; Gastropoda; Lottiidae.